AGGAAAUCAAACAUCAAACACAUCAAACCGACCAAACUGCUAUUGCGUUGCUCUUCGCCAGAUCACAUUCCAUUGAGCACGACAAAGAUACCAACCUCCUCCCUCACCAACAACUAUUUAGCUGCUCAUCCCAACUACCAGUACCUCGAAGGAUACAUUCCGGGUUCAUCACCUUGUCUUCUCAUUUCUCCUGUUUCGUUGUCCGCUCUUCAACAUCCAGGAAGAAGAAAACAACCUGUUGUCGCAUCCCCCCCCCGUACCUGGCGUAAGCUUGCCACAAUGGGAAAUCAACAGUCAAAUAUGGGUGGCGGCGGCCCCGGUGAUGGCCAGGAUGACAAGGACAAGAAGAAGGAGAAGCCAAAGUAUGAGCCUCCUCCACAGCCAACCACCAGAAUCGGCCGGAAGAAGCGGAAGCAGGCCGGCCCCAACGCCUCCGCAAAACUCCCUGCCAUCUACCCAACUUCCCGCUGCAAACUGAAAUACCUCCGCAUGCAACGCAUCCACGACCACCUGCUACUUGAAGAGGAAUAUGUCGAGAACCAAGAACGCAUCCGCAAGACAAAGGCUCAGGCGUCUCAACGCCCCGCAACCAGCGAUGAUCUCGAGUCCCUAGAUCGGAAUGCAGACGAGCGAAGCCGCGUCGAUGACAUGCGCGGGAGUCCCAUGGGCGUCGGUAAUCUGGAAGAGAUGAUUGACGACGACCACGCCAUCGUCUCCACCGCGACUGGGCCAGAGUAUUACGUUUCCAUCAUGUCCUUUGUCGACAAGGACCUCCUGGAACCUGGCGCGAGUAUCCUACUGCAUCACAAGUCCGUCUCCGUCGUUGGCGUUUUAACAGAUGACGCAGACCCGUUGGUCUCCGUCAUGAAACUAGAUAAGGCACCUACGGAAUCCUACGCGGAUAUUGGGGGACUAGAGUCUCAGAUCCAGGAAGUUCGAGAAGCCGUCGAACUCCCUCUGCUCCAUCCAGAACUGUACGAGGAAAUGGGUAUCAAACCGCCCAAGGGUGUCAUUCUCUAUGGCGGCCCGGGGACGGGGAAGACACUGCUGGCCAAAGCCGUCGCGAACCAAACAAGCGCCACAUUCCUACGAAUCGUCGGUAGUGAAUUGAUACAGAAAUACCUGGGCGACGGGCCCCGAUUAGUCCGCCAGAUUUUCCAGGUAGCGGCCGAACACGCCCCGUCCAUUGUCUUUAUCGAUGAGAUCGAUGCGAUUGGAACGAAGCGAUACGAGUCUACAUCAGGUGGCGAGCGGGAGGUGCAACGAACCAUGUUGGAGCUGCUCAAUCAGCUCGACGGCUUCGAUGACCGCGGCGACGUCAAGGUGAUCAUGGCCACGAAUAAGAUCGAAACCCUCGACCCUGCCCUGAUCCGCCCAGGCCGUAUCGAUCGGAAGAUCCUCUUUGAGAAUCCUGAUCAAAACACCAAGAAAAAGAUCUUCACCCUGCACACCUCCAAAAUGUCCCUAGGCGACGACGUCGAUCUCGACGAAUUCAUCAACCAAAAGGACGACCUCUCCGGUGCAGAUAUUAAAGCCAUAUGCUCCGAGGCGGGUCUGAUGGCGCUGCGCGAGCGGCGGAUGCGUGUGCAGAUGGCUGAUUUCCGCUCAGCGAGGGAGAGGGUGCUGAAGACGAAGAGUGAGGGGGAGCCAGAGGGGUUGUAUUUGUAGUCUUCUUUUUUUUUCAAUUUUAAUCAGGUUGAUUUUUCUGUAGCGGUAGAUGGUGAGAUAGCCAGAAGGGCAUGGAUGUGAGGCGACGGAAUGGAAUGAUUAACUUUGAAUAAAAUGAUUAGUUAGCGGGGAUCCCCCCCCGUUCUACUGCUUGCCUUUUAUAUAUAUAUAUAUUUAUAGUAGAGCAGAGAAGGGAGACUGUUUUAGAUUUUCCUUUGAUGGAAAUAAUAGCUCUUCUUUGCGUAGAGGGGGCUAACUAUAAACUAUGUGGGUAUUGAGGAAGUAUAGAGGAAUGAGAAGAUGUAUGGUAUGGUGCUUCUGCUGCGGGAGGGAGGGGAAUUACUUUACAAUUGUGAGGAAGAGUAGUUGGAAUUUUUCUACAGAGGAUAUUGUUGAUAACAAACCCCCUUUCCCCUCCUCCUCCCCCUUCCCCCCUCUUGGGCAAGUGUAUAUGGCCAUAAGGACCUAUGCAACUAAAAUCAUGAGCUACAACUCUGUUUGUAACUCUGUUUGUGCUGGAGAUGCGACGGCCCUUGAGCAACCCUGUCUCUUCAUCAUGUCCUUGCUCAAGCACAGCUUCUUUUCCAAAGCCAUUCUUUGUUCGGUGGAUGUUGAUGCUGAUUAGUAAUUCCCUGCCUAGUUACAGACUUCUUUGACAUCUGCUAAUACAAUGUCAAUCAUAUCAU
This is a messenger RNA of Blastomyces gilchristii SLH14081, 2354 nucleotides long. RefSeq names its product 26S protease regulatory subunit 4. The transcript is spliced from 4 exons. Gene Ontology annotation, molecular function: proteasome-activating activity; ATP hydrolysis activity; ATP binding. Gene Ontology annotation, biological process: proteasome-mediated ubiquitin-dependent protein catabolic process. The record is from RefSeq and is a predicted model, not a curated record. Gene Ontology annotation, cellular component: proteasome regulatory particle, base subcomplex. The coding region runs from base 280 to 1668 and encodes 462 amino acids. NCBI's taxonomy places the organism in Eukaryota, Fungi, Ascomycota, Eurotiomycetes, Onygenales, Ajellomycetaceae.